Molecule: messenger RNA, 5856 nt
Organism: Hippocampus zosterae (dwarf seahorse)
Lineage: Eukaryota; Metazoa; Chordata; Actinopteri; Syngnathiformes; Syngnathidae
Product: diacylglycerol kinase eta
Exons: 31
Coding region: 282-3704 (1140 amino acids)
Biological process (GO): diacylglycerol metabolic process; intracellular signal transduction; lipid phosphorylation
Molecular function (GO): ATP-dependent diacylglycerol kinase activity
Source: RefSeq, a predicted model, not a curated record
GCGGCCGGGCUUGAUUCCGCCACUUUAACCGAGCCCGCUUGCCUUCGAAUGUGCAGGGCGGGAUGGGGGAUCGAACGCGCGCGCGGACCUGCCGCGCUACAUCGCAACGAGCGUCAUUUUUCUCCCAUCUUUGACCAUCGUCAUCAUCACCAUCAUUGUCAUUACCGCCGCGCAUGUCGCCAUCCCAAAGGACCGUUCUGUAGAUCAACAAAGGAGGAACUUGCUGUACAAAAAAAGUCGGUGAGGGAUCGAGCUUGACCGAGCGGACCCCAUCCGGCGCCAUGGCUUCCAAACUGAACCCCAACGUCCUGUACGUGGCCGAGCCGAGCGAGUCGGCCCAGGCGGACGCCGAGAGGACGCCUCUUGCCGGGGACGCGGGAGACGAGUCGUCCGACAGCGACGGCGAGCAAGAGGAGACGUCGCACAAGCUUAUCCGCAAAGUUUCCACCUCGGGCCAGAUCCGGGCCAAGAAGAGCGUGAAAGAGGGAAACCUGUUGAAGCAGACGAGCUCCUUUCAAAGGUGGAAGCGCCGGUACUUCAAGCUCCGUGGAAGAACGCUCUACUAUGCCAAGGACUGUAAGUCUCUUAUUUUUGACGAAGUCGACUUGUCCGAUGCCAGCGUGGCCGAAACCGGCACCAAGAACAUCAACAACAGCUUCACGGUUAUCACUCCUUUUCGCAAAUUGAUGCUGUGUGCUGAGAACAGGAAGGAAAUGGAAGACUGGAUCGGGGCCCUCAGGUCUGUCCAGAAGUGGGAAAUCUACGAGGCCAGCCAGUUCAACGUGGAGCAUUUUUCGGGAAUGCACAACUGGUACGCCUGCUCGCACGCCCGGCCCACCUUCUGCAACGUCUGCAGGGAGGCCCUGCCGGGCGUCACCUCCCACGGCCUUUCCUGCGAAGUCUGCAAGUUUAAGGCCCACAAGCGCUGCGCCGUCCGCUCCACCAACAACUGCAAGUGGACCACGCUGGUCUCGAUCGGCAACGACAUCAUUGAAGAUGAGGAAGGGGUGUCCAUGCCCCACCAGUGGCUGGAAGGCAACCUGCCCGUCAGCGCCAAGUGCGUGGUGUGCGACAAGAACUGCGGCAGCGUUCGGCGGCUGCAGGACUGGCGCUGCCUCUGGUGCAAAGCGAUUGUCCACAGUAGCUGUAAAGAACAAAUGGACAAAGUCUGCCCCCUGGGUCAGUGCAGAGUUUCCAUCAUUCCUCCCACUGCACUUAACAGCAUCGACUCUGAUGGCUUCUGGAAGGCCACGUCUGCGUCCUGUUCCAGUCCUCUCCUGGUUCUCGUCAACUCCAAAAGCGGGGACAACCAGGGUGUCAAGUUCCUGCGCAAGUUCAAGCAGCUCCUCAACCCGGCUCAAGUCUUUGAUCUGAUGAACGGCGGUCCGGAACUCGGCCUGCGCCUCUUCCAGAAGUUUGUGACGUUCCGAAUCUUGGUGUGCGGGGGCGACGGCAGCGUGGGCUGGGUGCUUUCGGAGCUGGACAAACUCAACCUCCACAAGCAGUGCCAGCUGGGAGUGCUGCCGCUGGGCACCGGGAACGACCUGGCCCGAGUUUUGGGCUGGGGGGGCCUCUGCGAUGACGACGCUCAGCUGCUGCAGAUCUUAGAGAAGCUGGAGAGGGCCACCACCAAAAUGCUCGACCGAUGGAGCGUGAUGACCUACGAGGUUCCGCCCACCUCAAAACGCACGCGAUCGACGAAAGAAGAGGACACCCUCGAUUCUCCUCUGCAGGUUCAUAUCACUCAAUAUGCCGAUUCUGUGGCGUCCCACCUGGCCAAGAUCCUGGAUUCAGAUCGACACAGCGAUGUCAUUUCCUCUGCAAAGUUCCUGUGUGGGACGGUGAAUGAGUUUGUGGCGGAGGUGGGCAAGGCCUACGAGAGAGCCACGGAGAACAAGGAGGAAGCGGACGCUAUGGCAAAGAAGUGUGCUUUGUUGAAUGAGAAACUGGAUUCCCUGGUAAAAGCCUUAAGUGAAGAAGCUGAAGCUCAGGUAAUAGAAGGAGCAACUCCAAGCGCUACCUUUUGUCAAGGGCAAAACAAAGACAAAAAAAAAUUAAAAAAUCCUGAUUUUUUUAUUUUCCAGGUUGUUCCAGCGGGUUCCUCCCAGGCCAGCCCGGACGGUGAUGGCUCAGGCCUCGAAAAAGAUGCAAGCAACGUAAGCUCAGAUGCUCAAACUUACCGCUCGAAGGAGCAGCUGAUGCUGCGGGCCAACAGUCUGAAAAAGGCACUGAGGCAGAUCAUCGAACAGGCUGAGAAAGUGGUGGAUGAGCAGAACCGACACACUCAGGUCCACAGGAUGUGGUCGUCUUCUUCCAUCAAGCGGGAAAACAGCGAGGAACUCAAGGAUGCGGACAUGCGCAUCAGAAGUCUCAGUCCAUCUUCGCCCAUCGUCUUGGAGAAACCGGCGAGCCUCCACACGGUCAACUUCAACGAGGACUCAGUGCAAUGCUGGGAGAAAUGCGUCAUGAACAAUUACUUCGGCAUCGGCCUGGACGCCAAGAUCUCUCUGGAGUUCAACAACAAGCGCGAUGAGCAUCCGAAAAAGUGCAGCAGUCGCACGAAGAACAUGAUGUGGUACGGAGUUCUGGGGACCAAAGAGCUGGUCCAGAAGACCUACAAAAACCUGGAACAGAGGGUCCAGCUGGAGUGCGACGGCGUCGCCGUUCCGCUACCAAUCCUCCAGGGCCUGGCGGUGCUCAACAUUCCCAGCUACGCGGGUGGCAUCAACUUCUGGGGGGGCACCAAGGAGGACAACAACUUUGGCGCUCCGUCUUUUGACGACAAGAAACUGGAAGUGGUGGCCGUGUUUGGCAGCAUGCAGAUGGCCGUGUCCCGAGUCAUCAAUUUGCAACACCAUCGGAUCGCGCAGUGCCGCCAGGUGAAGAUCACCAUUUUGGGGGAGGAGGGCGUCCCCGUGCAAGUGGACGGCGAGGCCUGGAUCCAACCACCGGGCAUCGUUAAGAUACUCCACAAGAAUCGAGCGCAGAUGCUCACGAGAGACAGGGCGUUCGAGAGCACGCUCAAGUCGUGGGAGGAUAAAUUAAAAGUCGACAGCGACCGUGCCAACAGACCCCGCCUCAACUCGCAGCAGUCCAUGGAGUACCUGACGGAGGAGGAGUGUGCCCAGGUGCAGCAGCUGGGCAUCGUGGCCGACACGCUCAUCAGCAAGAUCCGCGAGACUGCAAAGACCCACAAGCUGGUGGAGCAGGAGCUGGCGCACGCCGUCAACGCCAGCGCCAUGGUGCUGACUGAGGCCAAGCUGUCCAGCCCCGAGUUUCUGAGUCGCAGCACAGCCGUGGAAAUCGUCAACAGCAGCAAAGUUCUCCAAGCGGAGACGACCAUGCUUCUGGAUGGACAACAUCUGUCCGAUUCCCCCGAGGAGGCGGAGCUGCGCUCAACCCUGAACAGCCUCAGCGCGGAGCUCCACAAGCUGGUCGACAUCCACUGGAUCUGUCCGCUGAUGCACUGCGCCGAGGGGGAGUCGGGGCGUCCCAGCGGUAAAAGCAGCAUCAAGCUGAAGAUCAUGCCCAAGGCCAAGAGGGAGAAGGAGAAGCUCUACAAGCAGAAGUCCAACAGCUCACUCUCAGUCGAUGUCUCUCGUGUUGGAGCCACGAUGCAUGCCGGUCCACCCGUUGCAGCGGAUCUCCAAGGAACAUCGGACGUCAAAUGCGCAACUCCUGAAGCAGAAUCUUCGGGCAACUGAUGAUCUUUUCCGGCCUCUCACCUUGACCGCCGCGGGUGGCGAGACACCUUCCUUCCUCCCGCCCGCUGGCCUGACCGCCGAGAGCCGCCGAUGAGUGAUGAGCACUACGUCUUGCGUUUCCCUGCUGUACAUUUGAUUUCGGAAAGGGUCUGCUAGUCUCGUGGUAUCGAAAGCCUACAACGAAUGUCUUUAUUUAUUUUAUUUUUUUGUCAGAAACAAAAGUGUUUCUGUUGCUUGCAUGCCGAGUGCAGCCAUCUUUUUCUGGACCCGCUGAGAACGGAAGCGGCCUCAGAUUCUAGUAAAGACUUUUGGGCACGACUUCCAUGACAACAGGAUCUUAUGUGCGGAAAAAUCGUACACGUUGCGGGUGAAGAGAAUAAGAAAAAGGAAGAAAAAAAAAAGAUGGUGAAUGUAUUUUGUGUGCUGAGCUGUGAACUUUACUACUGAUAAGAAUCCUAAUAGUGAUAACGUGCACAUUCAAGGUUCAUUCAAGUGGUUCUUAGUUUGUUUUGCUUGUCGUGGCCUCAGCAGGUACUCAAGAGGUCAAUGGGUUGACUAACAAACAGCUGAUUGUAGAUGUAACGCGCCAAACGUGAGCCUUUUGCUUUGCCAGCGGUUCCCAAAUUCUCUUGCGGCUUUUUGCUGCCUUCAUGAGCGGGAGGGGAGAACUCAUGAGGCCGAACAGUCAAACUAAACUUGCCUGAAGCGUGUUUCAGAUAAGUAGAUGCUUGUUGUUGAGGGGCGAACAAAACAAAACAAAAAAAAAUCAUACUGCGUGGUAUUAAUUUCUUAUCAGGAAUAUGCUUGUUUCCACUCAUGCUCGAGCGUUCCUUCGCUCGCUCUGCUGUGGUCGGAUGCUGCGAAUGCAUCCAUAAGUAUGCUGCCGCCUUUUCGCCUUUCGAGGCUUUUGUGGUGUUGUGCCAAGUCGAAGGACGCCCUCCUGGCAAUUUGGAGGGGUAACGUGGCGUUCAUUUCAAGUUAACUGUGUCUUGCCUUGCACUUUACAGACUACUUCAUGGGGUUGGGGGGGGCAGUAUGCGAAUGCAUGCGUGUUUACAUCCGUGUGUCAAACUAGGUGAAGAAUAUAAAAAUGUAUUUAUAAAAGAUGUGAGACGAACACACACGCGCACGCAUGCCCGUUGAUGACGUGUGAUGCGUGUCGUUCCUCCCGCUGCUCCUUCGUCAGCUGUCGCACCGGUCCGACAUGUAAACUAAAGGUUAACCAUGUUCACCAGAUGAAGUUUGAAGCCAAAGCUUGAUUCAUUAACUGUUUGUGUACAAGACCGUGUAACUUUUUUUGAAAUGGUAUCAUCGACUUGUUUUGAAUAUAUGAUUGCAACGUGUGCGUUUGGUCUUUAAACGAAAGCUUAUGCAUAUUUAAUUUUGAUAAAUGAUUGUUUUUAUGUCAUUUAACGGGGGUUGCAGAUGAUCCCGCAAUGUGCGCGCGGCUGCCAGUUCUGUCUGCUCUGUAGUGCGCCACGGCGUGUAACAAAAAAAGAAGCUUCAGAGAUUAAACGGAUUUAAUGGUGUGUGUGGAAAAAAAACAUUGGUGCGUCUGCUUCUUCUUGCAAUAUGCCUGACUGAAAAUUUCGCGUUAUUAAUUCUGUUCCGUUUGUCUAAAGAUGUUGCCGGCACCAACAAAUGUCAUGUCAUUUUCCCUAUUGAAUUAUUAAUUGAGGUCUUUAGAAUAAGGAGCGACAAAUGAGUUAUUUCAUAUACAGUGCUGGUUAAGCCGCUUUCCCUGAGACAACACUGCCCCCUACAUGAGCAUUGGAUGAUAGGCCUGAUUCAAACGUCUCAUGUGUGUUUGGUGAGUCAUCUGUGAAUCCUUCAGGUAAGGGAUUGCUGCCGCUCACCAAUGAGUCAUUGGAAUAUUUGCCACCAAAAACUAAACGUGAAUAACUUUUAAAUAGUUUAUACUGAAUUUGAAUUACGUGAAUUGAAGGUCAGUGGUUCGGAUAAUGGAUGGAUUUGUAUAUUUUACUCUGAAUCAUAUUGAAUAACUGAAUCUGAAUUGUACAAUCUGAAUUUGAAACGCUAUACCUUUUUUUUCUUUGAAACUGUAUUUGAUCCUCGCUGAAAAUUAAAUUUUGUUUAUUUUCAUAUUCAGUCUUACAAAUACAAAACAACGUUUUUUUCAACGUCAGAUUUU